AUGAAGCCCAGAGGGCUGCCAGGAAAUUCAAUGUUAACACUGACAGUCAAAUCUAAGUGCCCCGGAAGCCCAGCCGAAACCAGCGAAGCUCCCAUAGAAAAUGGACAACAGAUGAAUGCUAAUCCGCUGAACUACCUGGCCACCGACGAGAGAGAGCUGGCCCUGAACGUCUAUAGUGGCAAAGAUGGCAGCCUCGCAAACUCCCGCUUCAUGGUGGACGCGGCCGCCCUGUUUGCGCACGCAGCCCGCCACCUCGCCGCUGCGCCUCUUCCAGCAGGGCCCCUGUCCCCGCCCACCUGCUCCCGGUCGGCCAAGGCCCCUGGCCCAGCCCGGCCCAGCCCCGCCAUCUCCUCCCUCGGUCCCUCCCCACCCCACUUCCCUCCCGCCGCCCCUGGCGCCCGAUCGCCCGCCAGGACAGGGCCAAAGAGCGCCCGGAGCCCCCGCCCCUCGCAGUCAGGCUCGCGGGGCCCUGCCCAUUACCUCGGCGCCCCCUGCCUGCCCCUGCUCUCCUCUGGGGGCUCGGCCGGCCCGCCCCCCACACCCCGCCGGGCCAGCGCUGGCCUCGCGCCCCGCGCCUCGCGCGCCACCCUCGAGCGCCACGACCGCCGUGCCCCGAUCGCCAGGCCUCGAUGGUCGCGCGGCACCGCGCACCAGGCCGCCGGGCCGGCCCAGGAGGCCCGGGUGGGGCGGGCGGAGCGGGCCGAGGGGUUAGGUAGGGAAGGCCGGCCAGCUGGGCCGGAGGGGCGGCGGCGCGCACCAGCACCGCGCGCCCGCGCCCCACUCCGCCAGCGCCGCCCCUGCCUGCGCCCGUGCCGCCGGGGGGCGGGGCCUGGCCGGCGGGGCUCGGGCUCCCCGAGGACCCCGAGCCACCUUCCCGGCCGGGUCGUGACCCCGGGCGCGAGCCCUGCGAUGACCCGGCCGCCGCCGCCGCCGGCUCGGGCUGCAGCGCCCCAGGCCCGCGCGCCAGGUGAUCUCGAGCGACGCAGCCCACCUCCUCCUGUCCCCCACCGAGGCUCACCUGCCAUCCUAAACCGCCCUAGACUGGACCGGACUGGGGGGGCCCCGCAGGGAAGAGAGGGGCGGGUGCCAGUAGGCCAAGGUCUCUCUGCCCAGGCUCCGCUCGGCGGGUCGGGCGAAAGGCGCGCGGAGUCGAGGCCGCGUUCUGCCAAUGACUGA
Jaculus jaculus (lesser Egyptian jerboa) is the source of this 1176-nucleotide messenger RNA. RefSeq names its product translation initiation factor IF-2-like. Bases 1 to 1176 code for a protein of 391 amino acids. The transcript is spliced from 4 exons. NCBI's taxonomy places the organism in Eukaryota, Metazoa, Chordata, Mammalia, Rodentia, Dipodidae. The record is from RefSeq and is a predicted model, not a curated record.